This is a messenger RNA of Sebastes umbrosus (honeycomb rockfish), 4292 nucleotides long. RefSeq names its product adenosine A1 receptor b (gene adora1b). Gene Ontology annotation, biological process: G protein-coupled adenosine receptor signaling pathway. NCBI's taxonomy places the organism in Eukaryota, Metazoa, Chordata, Actinopteri, Perciformes, Sebastidae. Gene Ontology annotation, cellular component: synapse; membrane; dendrite. The transcript is spliced from 2 exons. Gene Ontology annotation, molecular function: G protein-coupled adenosine receptor activity. Bases 974 to 2137 code for a protein of 387 amino acids. The record is from RefSeq and is a predicted model, not a curated record.
GGUCCAUUAGCAUUUGAAAUGGCGUAGGGGGGGAAGGCGUAAUAAAGAAACUGAGAGUGAGUUGAAAUCACCUCUGCAGCUUCACACCUCCCUCGGGACGGUCCCACUGAAGGCUGCAGUGUAUUGAUCUCUGCAUGGGGACACAAAGGAGUGAAAUCAAGAUUAUAGAUCUCACAGAAACAAGGACAACACAUCUGAAUGGAACAAGAAAAAAAAAAGAAGGCGAGAAAAUUACGCAGCUAUAUUCGGCAACUGCGUCUGCUGUUGUUGCUCUGACUGACUGAAAGCACAGUGAGGAGAGAGGAGAGAGGAAGGAGAGGAAGAGGAGCACACCGCCUGGCGCACAGGAGCUGCAAACUGUGCGCGCUUUCAUCCAACAACACAUCAGCUUUUUUUUGUAUUUGCCUUGUUAAAACCUGCUUUGUUAAAUUAAAGAAGCGUGGAACGAUGAAGAUGAAGAUGGAGCUCCCUCUUGGAUGAGUCUGAGCGCACUUGAAGAAGAAGGAUGCUGCUCUCAUCAGGACCAGGAGGAGCAGGUGUAUCCAGCCAAGAGGAGCGACGCACAUGCAGCCAUCGGACCACUACACCUGCAUGCUCCAAAAGAAAAACCCUCAUGCUCACAUAUGCUGCUGGUUAACGCGCUUCUUCCCAUCAUAAUAACUGGAUUUAUUAUAUCUUGCAACUUAGUAACCAUGGAGAAUGUGAUGGAUGCACAGCUCAUUUGGGAAAUCCUGUAAAAGCAAUCAAGGACUGCUCUGUUUGGAGCUUCUGCAUCACUGAAAAUCAAGCUUAUCAAAGGACAAAAAUCUAAAUAACUGGAUUUAUUGUAUCUUGCAACUUGGUAACCACCGUGGAGAAUGUGAUGGACGCACAGCUCCUUUGGGAAAUCCUGUAAAAGCAAUCAAGGACGGCUCUGUUUGGGGCUUCUGCUACACUGCUUCUUAUCAAAGGACAAAUAUCAUCAUCAGCAAGGAUGCCCGGAUCACUUCUCUCCACGCAGUCUCUCUACAUCCUGAUGGAGGUGGUGAUCGCUCUCGCCUCUGUGAUCGGUAACGUGAUGGUGGUCUGGGCGGUGAAGAUUAACAAGUCUUUACGAGACAACACGUUUUGUUUCAUCGUCUCCCUGGCUCUGGCGGAUAUUGCAGUGGGAGCCCUCGUCAUCCCUUUAGCCAUCACCAUCAGCAUCGGACUCCAAACUCACUUCUACAGCUGCCUGCUGGUGGCGUGCACCGUGCUGGUGCUGACGCAAAGUUCAAUCCUGGCUCUGCUGGCCAUCGCGAUUGACCGCUACCUUAGGGUCAAGAUCCCAACCAGGUACAAGCGGGUGGUGACCCCUCGGCGAGCGGGGGUGGCGGUGGUGAUAUGUUGGACGGUGGCCUUCAUCGUGGGGCUCACCCCCAUGCUAGGCUGGAACAACCUGAAGCGCCUCCAGCAGAACGGCUCCAUCGACUCUGACCUCAUCAUCACCUGCCAAUUUGAAAACGUCAUCAGCAUGGACUACAUGGUCUAUUUCAACUUCUUCGGCUGGGUGCUGCCGCCGCUGCUGGUCAUGCUGGUCAUCUACGCGGAGAUCUUCUACGUGAUCCAUAAGCAGCUUAACAAUAAGAAGUUCACCACCAGUCACGCGGACCCCAACAAGUACUAUGACAAGGAGCUGAAUCUGGCUAAAUCGCUGGCGCUGGUUCUUUUUCUCUUCGCGGUCAGCUGGCUCCCCCUCCACAUCAUCAACUGCAUCACACUCUUCUGCCCAGAGUGCGAUAAGCCCAUAGUCCUCCUCUACAUCGCCAUCCUGCUCACCCACGGCAACUCUGCCGUCAACCCAAUUAUCUACGCUUUCCGCAUUAAGAAGUUCCGCUCGGCCUUCAGGAAAAUCUGGCAGCAAUACUUCUGCUGCAAAGACACACCAGCUCUGGAGAUUCAGCCCAGCGACAGGAAAGAGAUGCCCAAUCCUGAGCCACAGCAGGCGACGCCACCACCACAGCCCCCUCAGAAGGAAAUCCUAAAAUCAGACCCACCAUCACCAACACCAGAACAGCAGCCGCCUCCACCUGAGCAGCAGGAGCAGCAGGAUCAGAGGACCGAACCGCCCCAGCAACCUAAAGAACAUCCGCCCUUACUGGAGCAGAACACAGUCUAAGCCGAGGAACGGAGCUGAUGGCUGGCUGAAAAAGUAAUGAUCAGUGCUCGAGCAUUGGUACUCUCCUCAUUUGAAUGUAGUCUAACGAGGAGCACGAAGCGCUACGAUGCUGUGAGGUGACUCGGAUCAUAAAUCCAAAAUAUUGGAAGAUCAUAUACAGUACCUUUACUCAGGAGGAGUGGACUCACUGAAAGGUUGGACAGAGCAAAAAAAAACAGAAUAAAAGGGUAUCUGUUAGGGCUGGGUAUCGAUACUUGUUACCUUUUUAGGUAUCGACUGAAAUAACGCAGUACCAACUUCUCCAGUCAAAAUCAUACCUGCUUUUAAUCCUUUUUAUACCCAGAUCGAGAAAAAAAUGACUAUUUGAUCGCAGCCAAUCAAUGCAAGCUUUCUUCGAUUUCAUGCGACGUGUGAUUGGCCCACUACCGUCAACCCAUGCAGCCGGGAUUGCCUCCACACGGCUCCCAACAUGGAGAUAUCUGAGCCGGUGGCUUGCAGCUAACGGGGCUAACAGCGUGAAAAGUGCUAACAAUGGCUGACAGAGCUAACACUGUAAACCUGAGGGGGAACUGGAGGGUGGGAGUUACAUUUUCACGACAAUGCCAUCCCACCACCGUGGGUCGGGGCGACGCUAUCAACGGUAACCGCGCUGCAGAGCGGUGGCGAUUAGCUAGCCAGUGGGACAAACACAUAUAUCUUCCAUUCACACAGACGGGUUUCGAAUGAAGUACUCUUGUUAUCUGUAUCACCUUAAGGGUACUGGUAUUGGUACUGCUAUUGUAUUUUUUUAAAACGAUACCCAGCCCUAGUGUCUAUUAAUUUGCAAUAAUGAAAGACUUUUUGACAGUGACUCUCUAUCUUAGUACCAGACUGAAGACAUUAAGCUUUAACUGUUGUUCAUUAUGGUCAAACAAACAGUUGUUGUGAACAUUACAAAAUGUGCAAUAUAAGUUAUUGUGGUAUCAGAUUAUCAUAUGUCAUAACUUGCCGUAGAAUGAAAGUUUAUACGUUGAAUAGAGCAGGUUAAUUUUACUACUGUAGUACUGUGUGUAUGUUUUAACAGUGGCUGAAGAAUAUGAAUGUAAUAAUGUAAAUAUUACAGCAAGCACAGCUUUGAACGCUCAUCUCUUCUUCAGGGUCUUAAAUCGCACAACAUUGGUAGAGCAAGUGGCACUAUGGGAGAGAUUUUUAGCAGCGUUGAGGUGUGUUUGCUGAUUGAAGGGUUUUGUAAUCCGUUAACUCUUCUCCACUAGAGCUGAGUCCCUCUGUGGAUCCAGCAACUCUGAUCCAUUACUGUGGAGAUGGACGGGGAUAAGGAACAAGCAGCUGGAGGGAAAAGGAGGUUUUAACCUUUUAGAAGCUGCAUGCGUGCAGGAGAUUCGCGGCUGCAGGACGACAGCUACUCAUGGGGGAGAAAGACAAGAUGCACUUAAAGCUCAUGUUUAUCCAGCCUCCCUGCCAGCUGGGGGUGUUAGCUGGGUUUCCCUUUUUUUUUUCUCGCUACAUGGACUGAUGAUAACAACGUACCACUAGGAACAGUGGCUUCCAUGGCCUUAUUCAGUAAUGUAUUUAGUAUGGACUGGACUGGAACCUGAAGAUUGUGAGUAUCUUAACUACACUGUAAGCUCAACAUUUACUGGUGCAUCUGUAGAUUAGUAAGUGACAUAAAAACACUGUAUGAGAAUGUAAAGUAAUUCUGUUUUGUCUCUUGUAAAGACUCAGAGCUCUGGCCAGGACACAUUUCACUGAUGUUCUCCUAAGUGGGUGACAAUCUCUUAUAUAAGUUAAAACAUUUUCUAUUGCAGUCUUGACAAACAUCUCCGGGGCUCUAGCAGGCAGUGAACAUUUUGAUGCUCGGAUAGCCAAGAAAAUACAAACCGUAAUGCAAUCCACACCACCUGUAACUUGGUUUGAAGUGUAUUGGCCAGGUGGACUGUACAUAACACACACUUGAGGAAAAAAGAACAAUGAAUAAAUGUGUAAUAUAAUGUGCUUAAUGAUAUUUCCAACCCAUGUUUACAGUAUGGAUUCCAAUAGAAUAGUGAAACAUGCAUAUUUGUGAUAUUAUUAUGUUAUUUCAUAGCUUCAUGAAUGACCUCUGGUGCAAAUGUGACUAUACUAAAAAUUUGCAACAGUAAAUAUGUUUUGAAGUAAA